AUGGAGCUGAACCCGUUCACCUUGGUGCCCCACUCGCAGGAGAAGUUCAACUACCUGGGGGCGUUCGACAUCCAGCGGUGGUACGACGCGGUGGCCGGCGAGAAGGAGCUCAGCGGCGGCGGCGGCUGCACCAUGCGCAGCCGGUUUGUGCCGCUGACGGUAGACCAGGCGCGAGCCCUCGCCAAGGAGCACAAGCGGCGGCGACGCCUGGGAGACGAAGCCGAGGCCGAGGCCGGCCACGCCGGCGGCGCGCCAGAAGUCAUCAACGAGCUCGAACGCACAAUUCAAAACGUGAUCGACACCGACUUCAACGGCGGAGCCGUGUUCGUGCGGCUGUCGACGCAGAGCCCGAAGGACGUGGGCCGUGGGUGGACCGAGCACCCGCGCGUGGUCCCGAUCGUGCGGGAGGAGCUGGCUGCGACCGAGUCCGAGGGCCGCACCCUCAACGACCGCAUCCGCGCCCUCUUCGCCGCCUCGCUGCGCGUGAUGAAGGUCGAGUCGGGCCGCGGCGCGCUCGACCUACUGCUCAAGAGCGAGCGCAUCCAGAGCAGCGUGCUCCACGCCCUGGCCAACGCCGCUGAGGCCCGGUGGGACCUGUGCGUGGUGGUGCGGGCCUGGGAGGAGUCGAUGCGGCUCGACCGCGAGUUCCGCACCUUCGUGGUGCGGGAUCGGGUGGUGGCGAUCACCCAGUACAACGAGUACUGCCACUACCCGGCCUGGGCCGACCAGCACCAGCUCAUCGCCGACAAGAUCCACCACCUCUUCGUCCACCAAGGCCUCCGCGACAAAGUGCCGCGGGCGUACCGCGAGUGGGCUUACGUGGCGGACUUUGUGCUCCUGGGCGAACCGGAGGAGAGGGCCGACCUGCGCGUGCAGCUGGUGGAGAUCAACCCGUUCGGUCCGGGCACCGGCGCGUCCCUCUUCGACUGGCGCACCGAGCGAUGCCUCCUCCAGGCCGGCCACGACCUCUGGGGCGACCUGGACUCUGCGGCGGCGGCCGCCGCAGCUGCGCAGCCUUCGGACAUCGACGCGUGGACCAAGACCGUGGCGUGCCGCGUGGGCGACGGCGACGAUGAGCAGACUGUGGUGGUGCGGAUGGCGACGCGCCCCAACCCUCGCGUCGACUCCUCGUUUCUGUCGUCGUUCGGUAUCGAUAUCUUGGUGCCCGCUCUCGACGAUGACCAUGAAGAGGACGACGACGACGAAGAUGAAGAUGACGACGACGAGGAGGAAGAAGACGAAAAUCAAGAGGCGAUCGACGAGUUCGUGGACGAGUUCGUGGCGGAGGCGAACCUGCGCCCGGUGGUGCGGGAGCACUGCGCGGGCCGGUUCGUCCGGAGGCGUACGCCCGAGUUCGUGGCGGGCGCUGUGGCCAGCGUCCAGGCCGACCCCGCGGCCCAGGCGUGGCUGCGCGAGCGCGGUCUCGACUGGGCCGGCGCCGUCGAGAAGGCCGUGGCCCGCGCCGCCAAGCAGUGGUACGCCUACUCCAUCGCCACCAGCUCGUGA
Molecule: messenger RNA, 1506 nt
Organism: Acanthamoeba castellanii str. Neff
Lineage: Eukaryota; Discosea; Longamoebia; Acanthamoebidae
Exons: 3
Coding region: 1-1506 (501 amino acids)
Cellular component (GO): cytoplasm
Source: RefSeq, a predicted model, not a curated record